CAGAGUCAGUUCGAUUCAAUGUAAUAGUAUUACAGUUAAACUGAACGUCCGCUACUGAUGUUCUCUUCUCAUAAGCCCGUACUGAUCGUUUUUGUCCAAUGGGAGGUCCGUUUAUGUGGGAGUUCGAAAGUCUCUGAGCCGCACCCCGCCUGAGGAGAGCAGCCAGAAUCUUUUGAGCAAUGAAGCGCGCUUGAGCCCACAAGAGGGUCCUCAUAAUGCUGCAGAGGUUGCGCACCGCUUGAACACUUUGAGAGGUGAUUCAAAAGUUAGCCGCAGGCCAAUGGCGAGGACCAAGCAAACUGCCAGGAAGUGCAGUGGUGGCGGAAGCAGGUUCCGGAAAGAAACCCCUCGUGUGGCCAGCGAUACACGUCCCACAGGCAAGGCGUACUUGGAAGCGCUGAAGCAGCUUGCAGCAAAGUCUCAAAGUCCCCUUCCCACCGAGCAGGCGGCUGCUGAAAUAUGUGGGGCACCAAAGCAGAGCAUUUCAGAGACCCGCACCGCCCUGCCUGAUUUGGGCCCAGACCUGCUGCAGCGCAUCUUUGCAAAACUGGGGCCGCACCCAAAGGACUUGGUCCCCUUGGGAGCUGUCAGUAAGCAGUGGCGUCAGGUCUUGAACGAAAGCACGUGGAAGGAGCUGUGCUUGAAGCAUGCGGGGGGGUUGGUUGAGGAGCUUGGGUACAGCCACGGGGCGGAUGGGCCCCCCGGAGGCUGGGCUGGGUUGUACAAACUAAUAAUAUGCUGCCCAGGGUGUCACUUCCCAACCUUUGAGCAUGUGCUGCAGGCAAACGCUUUGAGUGAGAACUAUGACUGGAGGCAUGGCCGGGGCCACGUGCAAGCAGCAACGAAGGGUUUUUUUAAGGGGAAGGAAGCGAAGGAGGCCCUGUACCUGGCAACCUCAGAUGAGAUCGUGAUCUCGUGCCUGUGCUCUCAUGGCCAGGCGGUCGAGAUGUGUGACAUACAUGAGGCUUCGGCUCCUCCAAUCCUGGCUUGCAGAGGCAUCGUCAAGAGCUUCGAGAGCUCAAAGCUUGCUGAAUGGAGCGGAGCUGCUGCAUUUGCAAACCAGAAGGGCGAGGCAGCGGGGAUAGCAGGGGAGCCUGUAGACUCCUCGAGCACGCAGAAUGAAGUGGUGGAAGCGGCGGGUGCUUCUGACGGGGAACCGUCUGGCGGCGAGAUGGGGGAAGAGGCGGACUUGGACGAGGAAGCUGCCUCUGAGUCCGAAGACUUUGAAGCUUACCCCUCGGGUAGUGAGGGCGAAGGCUCCGAGGGGGAAGUGAGCUCUGAUACAGAGGAGCCCGAGGAAAAGCGGCCGCCCUGUGCUUACUGCGGCAGCCCAACGUUCGCCCUGCCUCCUAAGGCCUUCAAUUCUCAGUUCUCGGAUUACGAUGAUCUGCUGUCGGAGUCCUUCUGUGACGCUUACGACAGGCAUGAGCAGGCCCGGUCAAUGUAUGAGUCGGACGACUCGGAAGCGUCGAAUAACGACUCCAUGUUUGUGCUGGGAACAGGGUUCGUGUGCCUCGAAGGCCACAUCGUGCUAGGGGUGGCUGGUUACCCCAAGUUGGACGAGGUUGCGGUGGUGGACUCUGGAGAAAGUCUGGAGCUCCAGCGGCCGCAAGUGGUGGACUUCUUACUCAAGUUCGUGGUUGGGGGCAAGACCUUGAGCCGGAAGCAGGGGCAUCGAUUCAUUCGAGGCCUGUUGUUAGAUCAGCUGAUCCAGAUUGAAGUGAGGCUUGUGCAGCUGGCAAAGAUCUGGCCGGCGAAGGAGAAAGAGGGGUGUGACAAGGCGAAUGAAGAGUCUGAUGGGGCAGAUGGGGAGUCUAGUGAGGUCAUUAAGGAGCCUGAUGAGGAGACUGAGGGAGUCAAUCAAGAGAAAGAGUCCAAGGAUUACAAACUUUUUGGAUACAUGUAUAAGAGAGGCAACGAUCCUGUGGGCAUAGUCGACGUGCUCGGAGCGGGCGUGCCAGCCGAUCUUUUAGAAGGCCUGCAAGCUUUCGUUUUGACAGGAGAUCCAGGCCUUGCGGAGUGUGAGCAACCGAUUUUGGGGGCGUUUGAGACUCAGGCGCGAAGAAAGGAGGAGGCGGUCGCCCGGAAGAUCAGAAGUGAUGCAAUGGACAAGGCGAUGCGCGGGGCAGGUUUCAAGCAACCCUUCUUUCGGGGCCUACCCAGCGACCUCUCGAAAACGCUAAAGGCUUUUAUCGAAAUGGGGGACCCGAGCCUGGCAGAGUGCGAACGUCUGAUCCUGGAAGAGCGCGAGUCGCGCGAGCAGGCAAAGGCUUCGGAGUUGAGAAAGAACACAAUCUAUCAGGCGCUGCGGCAGGCAGGCUUCCACCCCCCUUCUGUUCCGCACCUGCAGUCGCUGUGCGCUUACAUACAAGACCCCGGUGCAAUCACUUUCGAGGAGGUAAUCGCACAACAAAGGAGCGCGCGAGUGCAAAACGUCGUAAGCAGAGUGGAGGUUGCCGCGCCGCGAACGAGUGCACAAGAGCAGAGCCACAAAUGCGAAGUGGUCACAGACGGCAAAAGUUGUACGAAUCAGGCGGCUAAAGGGUGCUCCAAUGAUGGGUGCGGGCCUUGCUGCCGGAAAGCUGCAGGACCCUGCCGUCUAGGAAAGCACAGAAAGACCUAGUGUGAACACGCUGGAAAAUGAAUAGACAUUCCUCUAACCGUGCUUCAUGGAUGGACAGACCUGCCACAGACUUCCUUGAUUACACAAGAGUCAUCUCUUGGCGGAAUCCUUGACUUGGGCCUCGACCUGGCUUGAGUGAACGGUUCUUAAAUACCGAG
Messenger RNA from Klebsormidium nitens, 2781 nucleotides. NCBI's taxonomy places the organism in Eukaryota, Viridiplantae, Streptophyta, Klebsormidiophyceae, Klebsormidiales, Klebsormidiaceae. The record is from the annotation of a GenBank genome assembly.